UAAGAAUUGGUUAUCAAGUUUGGUUCCUAAAAGAUAUCCAAGUUCAAAAGCAAAAAAAUAUCUUCUUUUCUCUCUCUCUACUCUCUUCUCUUCUUCUCUUCUUCUCUUCUUCUCUGGCUGGGCAACCAUGAUUACUGUCGUCACCUCCAGGCUCUCUCUCCUUCCUCCAGUCUUCUCCGUCGUUAACUCUUCUUCUUCGCGUUCCAAAGAUAUGAAUCUAGAGCCAAAAAAGAAGGUUAAAUUAAGAGAAGACUGGAGAGAAAAGUCCAGACCUAUCCCACCCGGAGGAACCUAUCCAGCUAAAGACCAUUGCAGUCAGUGCGGGCUAUGCGACACCUACUACAUUGCCCAUGUGAAGGAGGCAUGUGCAUUUCUUGGAGAUGGAAUGUCAAGGAUUGAGAGCUUGGAACCUGUUGUGCAUGGUAGAGGAAGGAAAGCAGAUUCCUUACAAGAUACAUAUUUUGGGGUGCAUCAAGAGCAGCUCUAUGCUCGUAAGUUGAAGCCUGUCGAAGGAGCUCAGUGGACUGGAAUUGUCACAACCAUAGCCAUUGAGAUGCUGAAAUCUAAUAUGGUUGAAGCUGUCGUUUGUGUGCAGAGUGAUCCUGAAGACAGAUUAUCUCCAAGACCAGUAUUAGCCAGGACACCUGAAGAAGUUUUGGCUGCAAGAGGUGUCAAGCCAACUCUGUCUCCUAAUCUGAAUACUCUUGAAUUAAUCGAGGCUUCCGGAGUGAAGCGUCUUCUGUUUUGCGGUGUGGGUUGCCAAGUGCAAGCAUUGAGAUCAGUGGAGCAGCAUCUGAAUCUGGAAAAGUUGUAUGUACUAGGCACCAAUUGUGUGGACAACGGAACACGAGAUGGACUAGACAAGUUUCUGAAAGCAGCUAGUAAAGAGCCAGAGACUGUUCUCCAUUAUGAAUUUAUGCAAGAUUACAAGGUCCAACUCAAACACUUGGAUGGACACAUUGAAGAGGUUCCCUAUUUCUCUCUACCUGCAAACGAUUUAGUAGAUGUCAUAGCUCCAUCGUGUUACAGCUGCUUUGAUUACACAAAUGCAUUAGCGGAUUUGGUUAUCGGUUACAUGGGUGUUCCGAAGUAUUCAGGUCUGAACAUGACUGACCAUCCACAGUAUAUUACAGUGAGAAAUGAACGUGGGAAAGAAAUGCUCAGCUUGGUAGAAAACCUUUUGGAGAUCACUCCAACAAUCAGCAGCGGUGAUCGGCGACCUUUUGUGACAGAAACUGUUAAGGCAGACGAUGCUGCUAAGUUUGGUCAAGGUCCUGCUCAGCCAGCGCCACUAUUUGUUGGAAACAUUAUUGCGUUCAUCCUAAAUUUGGUUGGUCCUAAGGGUCUAGAAUUUGCUCGGUACUCGUUGGACUACCAUACCAUCAGAAACUAUUUGUACGUAAACCGCAAAUGGGGAAAGCAAAGAGCAAACACCCACAUGCCAUCAUAUGCCAAAAAGAUAGUGGAAAUGUACAACAAAAACGGCCAAAUAGAUAAAAUGCUCUCCAAGAAAUGAACAUUUUAGGCCUUUCUCAUGUAAGUUUCCAAAUGUAUAUUUCAUCCUACAAGUGAGUAAAUGUACAUUGGUCCUACUGUUUCUCAACUUGUAGUAUGUUAGUAAUAUCCAAAACUAUUUCCCUCGUGAAUUUGGUAAGACACCGGCAAGAAAAGAUGGGUCGGUUUGGUGUUUUUUGGCAGAGAACAGAGAAUAAGAAACAGUCUAAAUCAGCGGCUGAAUCCAAAUCAACCCAUGUGGGUUCCUUCCUCCAUAUCUUUAGGUUAAGGUGAUGUCCGAGUAAAAGGUUGCAGGGUUUUGCAUGAGAACAUGAAUAACUGUUUUAAGAGGAUGGGAACCAGACAUUUACACAGUUGGGGGGAAUUAGCUUUUAAUGUCUUUUUUUUGCUUGGACAAAGAAGAAGGAACCAUGGUUAAGCUUCACUCGCUCGCUCACUCACUCACUCACUCACUAACUUACUCAUCACCAUAUUUCACACAUUGGAAACUUCAAAUUUUACUCUCUCUCUUUUUUUCUUUUUUUGUCUUUUUGUUAGUCAAGUCUCUGCUCUGCUCGUUCAAUGACUUUGCUGCAGAGACUCUCAGACCUCAAGUGAAACUCAUAAAUGUCUCUGCUCUUUUGCACCAUAGUUGAUUUUUUCUCACCAGAGGCAUUGUCCUAAUACAGAGCAUGUAAACGUUUUUUCUAAUAAUAUAUUUAAGUGAA
Molecule: messenger RNA, 2222 nt
Organism: Arabidopsis thaliana (thale cress)
Lineage: Eukaryota; Viridiplantae; Streptophyta; Magnoliopsida; Brassicales; Brassicaceae
Gene: HCAR
Product: coenzyme F420 hydrogenase family / dehydrogenase, beta subunit family
Exons: 19
Coding region: 128-1516 (462 amino acids)
Cellular component (GO): chloroplast
Molecular function (GO): 7-hydroxymethyl chlorophyll a reductase activity; oxidoreductase activity
Source: RefSeq, marked reviewed